AUGGCGAGCUGUUGCUGUGCCCGCCGGCUGGGUGCGAGGUGGGCGCUGGGAGGGCUGGCUGUGGUGUUGCUGUGCCGCUGGCUCCCGGCCUGGAGGGGAGGGGAGGCCUGGCCCAGCCUCACAUUGGCCAGGCCGGGCGUCGCCCCCACGCUGGAGCCCCUCCUGCUGGUCGAGCCGAACUCCACCUGCGGCCGGAUCAUCGGGGGGGACAGGCCGGAGCUGGAGAGGGCCCUCCUCAAGGCCAAGACGGUCUCCCUCAGGCGUCGCGGAGUGACCGAGGGCGAGUACCUGGAGAUGGCGCAGGACUGCAGCAGCUUUGUGCGGGCCCGCCGGUACAUCACGGUGCCCCUGAGCCCCGAGGAGGAGCUAUACCCUGUGGCCUACUCCAUGGUCAUCCACGACGGCAUCGAGAUGUUUGAGAGGCUGCUGCGGAGCAUCUACGCCCCGCAGAACCUGUACUGCGUCCACGUGGACCGCAAGUCGCCAGGACAGUACCAGGCGGCCGUUCGGGCCAUCGCCGCCUGUUUCCCCAACGUCUUCGUGGCCGCCAGGUUGGAGUCGGUGACCUACGCCACCUGGGCCAGGGUCCAGGCUGAUCUCAACUGCAUGAGGGAGCUGCUGGAGAAGCCCGUCCCCUGGAGGUAUUUCCUCAACGUGUGCGGCCAGGACUUCCCCCUAAAGACCAACCGGGAGAUCGUCCACAGCCUCAAAGCUCUCAACGGCUCCAACCUGAUCGAGUCGGAACCCCCACCGCACUACAAAAAG
Molecule: messenger RNA, 765 nt
Organism: Chiloscyllium plagiosum (whitespotted bambooshark)
Lineage: Eukaryota; Metazoa; Chordata; Chondrichthyes; Orectolobiformes; Hemiscylliidae
Source: RefSeq, a predicted model, not a curated record